Messenger RNA from Penicillium longicatenatum, 1341 nucleotides. RefSeq names its product nucleoside transmembrane transporter FUN26. The coding region runs from base 1 to 1341 and encodes 446 amino acids. Gene Ontology annotation, molecular function: nicotinamide riboside transmembrane transporter activity; nucleobase transmembrane transporter activity. Gene Ontology annotation, biological process: nucleoside transmembrane transport. The transcript is spliced from 2 exons. The record is from RefSeq and is a predicted model, not a curated record. NCBI's taxonomy places the organism in Eukaryota, Fungi, Ascomycota, Eurotiomycetes, Eurotiales, Aspergillaceae. Gene Ontology annotation, cellular component: plasma membrane; fungal-type vacuole membrane.
AUGGAGCGAGCCCGCAGGCUCAUCUCAGACUCUGUGGCAUACGAGCGUCUGGAAGACUCCGUGGAGGAUGAUACUGAUAUAGAACACCCUCAGUCUCAGCCGCAGUCACGCUUUUCGCGACUUGAAUAUGGUGUGUUCUUUCUAUUGGGAAUAAGCAUGCUAUGGGCGUGGAAUAUGUUAUUAGCUGCUGCACCUUAUUUCCACCAACGCUUCGAGUCAAAUGAAUGGACUUCGACCCACUACCAGCCCUCCAUCUUGUCCGUCUCGACGGUCACCAACCUUAUUUCGGCAUAUACCCUCGCCAGAGUGCAGAAGAACGUCUCUUACCCUUGGCGGGUGACGCUCGCGCUGUUAAUGAAUUGCUUUUUCUUCACGCUUCUUGCAUUUUCUACGAUCGUGUUCACAGGCGUUUCGGCUAAGGGAUACUUUGCCUUCUUGAUGGUGAUGGUCUGGGGUGCCAGCCUGGCCACGGGUAUCAACCAGAAUGGAGUCUUUGCAUACGCUUCGAGCUUUGGCAGGGAAGAAUAUACGCAGGCAAUCAUGAGUGGCCAAGGUGUGGCCGGAGUAUUACCUUGCAUUGUCCAGAUUAUCUCUGUGCUGGUAGUACCCAAAAAGGCCAACGGUGAUCACGGGUCUCAGGCAUUGUCAUCAAAGUCUGCCUUCAUCUACUUUAUAACUGCCACAGGUGUGUCAGUGAUGACAUUACUCGCGUUUCUUCAUCUACUCCGAAAACGCCCUGAUCUGCAACCUAAGUCUACGCAGGAAGAGAAUGCAGCGCUAGUCGACGAUAGCCGUGUGCAUGAUAAGACCGUGAGCUUGUGGACACUCUUCAAGAAGCUUCGAUAUCUAGCCAUUGCGGUUUUCCUAUGCUUCACAAUCACCAUGCUGGCAUUCCCGGUCUACACCUCUACAAUCUUGUCAGUCAAUGACCCGGAGAAAUCACGGAUAUUUAGCUCGGCCGUCUUCAUCCCAUUGGCAUUUUUGUUCUGGAAUUUAGGAGACCUUGGUGGAAGGUUGCUCGUGGUAAUCCCAGGGCUCUCUCUUGGCCAUCGUCCGUGGGUCGCUUUUGUUUUCUCCGUUGCACGUAUUGGAUUUAUUCCGCUUUAUCUGUUCUGCAAUGUGAAAGGCAAUGGGGCUCUUGUGUCCAGCGACUUUUUCUACCUUUUCGUUGUGCAGCUUCUCUUCGGAGUUACGAACGGGUAUUUGGUUUCCAGCUGCAUGAUGGGUGCGGGCCAUUGGGUGUCUCCCCACGAGCGGGAAGCUGCAGGUGGAUUUAUGAGCAUGAUUCUGGUCGGUGGUUUGACGGCUGGUAGCUUAUUGAGCUUCUUGGUGGCCAAUUAA